Cercocebus atys (sooty mangabey) is the source of this 3380-nucleotide messenger RNA. RefSeq names its product SPARC-like 1 (hevin) (gene SPARCL1). Gene Ontology annotation, molecular function: calcium ion binding; collagen binding; extracellular matrix binding. Lineage: Eukaryota; Metazoa; Chordata; Mammalia; Primates; Cercopithecidae. Gene Ontology annotation, biological process: anatomical structure development; signal transduction. Bases 954 to 2939 code for a protein of 661 amino acids. The transcript is spliced from 12 exons. The record is from RefSeq and is a predicted model, not a curated record.
UAGAGACUAACCAUUAUAACCAUGAAGUUACAGUGAGGAGCUGUGUUGAGGGGAGAACGGCAACAUUUCUGAAUCAGCAUACAAGUGAUCUAUAAGGAGCAAUCAAUUUUAUAUAUGUACAUUUCCAAAGCUCAUUCAAAGAAGGUUAAGAUAUCUGAAGUAUCCGCCUAUUAAAAUUCAGACUGUCUUUGUUAGAACAAUUUCCAAUUGAGCAAUGCAAAAAUGCGUCUGCUACAAUUUCUCUUCUUCCCUCCUUUAAUCCCUACUCCCCAAUUUCCUUUAGGAAGAAACAACAGCAUGGAGUUUCUUUUCAAGGACUUAAAAUAAAAAACUCCAAAAAAGGGAUGCUGCUUAUAAAACCUCUCAGAGUUGUUUGAAAAAGAAAAAAAAAAAUGCAUAAAGAGCCAAGUGCUUAUACUCUGGCCAAGUUAUGAGGCUCUGAGAACAAGAGCUUGAGGGGAAAACUUAACCCCAUCCACGCCUCCAGAAUUAGCUCUUUCCCUUUUGGUUUGCAUGUACUGCCUGUAAAGCCUUUGCAGUGAGAGGCCAGCCUGCUAGGGAAAUCCAGAAAUCUGCAACAAAAACGAUGACAGUCUGAAAUACUCUCUGGUGCCAACCUCCAAAUUCUCGUCUGUCACUUCAGACCCCCACUAGUUGACAGAGCAGCAGAAUUUCAACUCCAGUAGACUUGAAUGUGCCUCUGGGCAAAGAAGCAGAGCUAACGAGGAAAGGGAUUUAAAGAGUUUUUCUUGGGUAUUUGUCAAACUUUUAUUCCCUGUCUGUGGGCAGGGGGGAUUCAACUUCAGUUUUCUGCAGCGGCUCUCGGUCCAGCCCCUUACUUAAAGUGAUGAAAGCAGCUCUCAGUGGACAGGGAAGCUGGAAAGGGAACAGAAAGGGAAGAUCCCUCUCCUCUGAAUCAAGUCACCUCUCUUCUAUGUCCAGAUCUGGAAAGCAUGAAGACUGGGCUUUUUUUCCUGUGUAUCUUGGGAACUGCAGCUGCAAUCCCGACAAAUGCAAGAUUAUUAUCUGAUCAUGCCAAACCAACUGCUGAAACGGUAGCACCCGACAACACUGCAAUCCCCAAUUUAAGGGCUGAAGAUGCAGAAAAUGAAAAAGAAACAGCAGUAUCCCCAGAAGACCAUUCCCACCGUAAGGCUGAAAAAUCAUCAGUACUAAAGUCAAAAGAGGAAAGCCAUGAACAGUCAGCAGAACAGGGCAAGAGUUCUAGCCAAGAGCUGGGACUGAAGGACCAAGAGGACAGAGAUGGUGACUUCAGCGUGAAUUUGGAGUAUGCACCAACUGAAGGUAUAUUGGACAUAAAAGAAGAUAUGAGUGAGCCUCAGGAGAAAAAACCCUCAGAGAACACUGACUUUUUGGCUCCUGGUGUUAGUUCCUUCAUAGAUUCUAACCAACAAGAAAGUAUCACAAAGAGAGAGGAAAACCAAGAACAACCUAGAAAUUAUUCACAUCAUCAGUUGAACAAGAGCAGUAAACAUAGCCAAGACCUAAAGGAUCAAGGAAACCAAGAGCAGGAUCCAAAUAUUUCCAAUGGAGAAGAGGAAGAAGAGAAAGAGCCAGGUGAAGUUGGUACCCACAAUGAUAACCAAGAAGGAAAGACAGAAUUGCCCAGGGAGGAUGCUAACAGCAAGCAGGAGGAAGACAAUACCCAAUCUGAUGACAUUUUGGAAGAGUCUGAUCAACCAACUCAAGUAAGCAAGAUGCAGGAGGAUGAAUUUGAGCAGGAUAACCAAGAACAAGAAGAUGAUAACUCCAAUGCAGAAACAGAAGAGGAAAAUGCAUCAAACAUCAAUAAGCACAUUCAAGAAACUGAAUGGCCGAGUCAAGAGGGUAAAACUGGCCUGGAAGCUAUCAGCAACCACAAAGAGAUAGAUGAAAAGACUGUUUCUGAGGCUUUGCUCAUGGAACCUACUGACGAUGGUACCACUAUGCCCAGAAAUCAUGGAGCUGAUGAUGAUGGCGGUGAUGAUGGCGAUGAUGGCCCCAGACACAGUGCAGGUGAUGACUACUUCAUCCCAAGCCAGGCCUUUCUGGAGGCCGAGAGAGCUCAAUCCAUUGCCUAUCACCUCAAAAUUGAGGAGCAAAGGGAAAAAGCACAUGAAAAUGAAAAUAUAGAUACCAGUGAGCCUGGAGAGCACCAAGAGGCCAAGAAAGCAGAGAACUCAUCAAAUGAUGAGGAAGCGUCAAGUGAAGGCAACAUGAGGGUGCAUGGUGUGGAUUCUUGCAUGAGUUUCCAGUGUAAAAGAGGCCACAUCUGUAAGGUAGACCAACAGGGAAAACCUCACUGUGUCUGCCAGGAUCCAGUGACUUGUCCUCCAACAAAACUCCUUGACCAAGUUUGCGGCACUGACAAUCAGACCUAUGCCAGUUCCUGUCAUCUAUUCGCUACUAAAUGCAGACUGGAGGGGACCAAAAAGGGGCAUCAACUCCAGCUGGAUUAUUUUGGAGCCUGCAAAUCUAUUCCUACUUGUACGGACUUUGAAGUGACUCAGUUUCCUCUACGGAUGAGAGACUGGCUCAAGAAUAUCCUCAUGCAGCUUUAUGAAGCCAACUCUGAACACGCUGGCUAUCUAAAUGAGAAGCAGAGAAAUAAAGUCAAGAAAAUUUACCUGGAUGAAAAGAGGCUCUUGGCUGGGGACCAUCCCAUUGACCUUCUCUUAAGGGACUUUAAGAAAAACUACCACAUGUAUGUGUAUCCUGUGCACUGGCAGUUUAGUGAACUUGAUCAACACCCUAUGGAUAGAGUCCUGACACAUUCCGAACUUGCUCCUCUGCGAGCAUCUCUGGUGCCCAUGGAACACUGCAUAACCCGUUUCUUUGAGGAGUGUGACCCCAACAAGGAUAAACAUAUCACCCUGAAGGAGUGGGGCCACUGCUUUGGAAUUAAAGAAGAAGACAUAGAUGAAAAUCUCUUGUUUUGAAUGAAGAUUUUAAAGAACUCAACUUUCCAGCAUCCUCCUCUGUUCUAACCACUUCAGAAAUAUAUGCAGCUGUAAUACUUGUAGAUUUAUAUUUAGCAAAAUGUUUGCAUGUGUGACAAGACAAUGAGAGUAAUUGCUUGAUAACAACCUAUGCGCCAGGUAUUUAACAUUAACUUUGGAAACAAAAAUGUAAAAUUAAGUAAAGUCAACAUAUGCAAAAUACUGUACAUUGUGAACAGAAGUUCAAUUCAUAGUAAUUUCACUCUCUGCAUCGACUUAUGAGAUAAUUAAUGAUAAAACUAUUAACGAUAAAAAUAAUGCAUUUGUAUUGUUCAUAAUAUCAUAUGCACUUCAAGAAAAUGGAAUGCUACUCUUUUGUGGUUUACGUGUAUUAUUUUCAAUAUCUUAAUGCCCUAAUAAACAGUCCAUAAAAAAUCCAAA